AUGAGGCACAACCUAGCUCAAGCUCGAAUCCUGGCUGAGAAAGCUGCUGAAGCUGGUGCGAAGGCCGUCUUCCUUCCCGAAGCCUCCGACUAUAUCAAUCACUCCCCAGAGGAAACGAUUUCUCUAGUCCAGGAGCGCGAUUUUGUAACGGGGUUGCAAAAGGAGGCCAAAACGCAUAAAAUUGCGAUUAACUUUGGCAUUCAUGAACCGGGUCAAAAGAGCCCAAAGAAGGUAAGGAAUAUGUCGAUAUGGAUCGAUGAGGAUGGAGAGAUCGUACAGAGGUAUCAGAAAUUACACCUUUUUGAUAUAAACAUCGAAGAUGGCCCUAGAGCACGAGCGAUCCCUGCAUUAACCACUGCCACCUUUUGA
Amorphotheca resinae ATCC 22711 is the source of this 369-nucleotide messenger RNA. RefSeq lists its product as hypothetical. Bases 1 to 369 code for a protein of 122 amino acids. The record is from RefSeq and is a predicted model, not a curated record. The transcript is spliced from 3 exons. NCBI's taxonomy places the organism in Eukaryota, Fungi, Ascomycota, Leotiomycetes, Helotiales, Amorphothecaceae.